Messenger RNA from Paramecium sonneborni, 207 nucleotides. The record is from the annotation of a GenBank genome assembly. NCBI's taxonomy places the organism in Eukaryota, Ciliophora, Oligohymenophorea, Peniculida, Parameciidae.
AUGCUAGAAUCAACAAAGUAUUUAAAAAUGUCAUUCCAUCUGUUUCUGAAAUUACUGAUUCCAUCUGUGUAAUUGACUAUUUACAUAAUUAGAUAGCAUAAUAAAUGUUUGAGCAUAAUUGUAAAAGAUAAAUCUUCCCAUCUUCCAAAUAUAAAUUCUUAAUUUUAAUCUAAUUUAACCAAAGGAGAUGCAUAAGAAGCAAUUUGA